UUCCCUUCCUUCAUCCUUCAGCUUCUUCUUCUUGUUCUUCCUUUCUCAUUUGAAAGUUAUGGUUGAAAGUUCUCCAUUGAUUCCSGCCAUCUACGUCUUUGGAGACUCUUUGGUUGACGUCGGAAACAACAACUACCUCAAUAUUUUGGCAAAAGCCGAUUUUCCUCACAACGGAGUGGACUUUCCAGACCAACAAUACACCGGCAGGUUCUCUAAUGGAAAAGUCGUUCCCGAUUUUCUCGCUGAGGAGGUGGGUUUGCCACUUCUACCACCAUAUCUCUCCCUUGUAGACGGGAACGGAACCAUAACAAAUGCGACUUCGUUUAUAACCGGCGUCAACUUCGCCUCAGGAGGAUCUGGAAUUUUGAACGAAACAAGACUAGGUUUUAACAAGGUUCAGAUUAAAAAUAAUAUCGAGAUGGUAGAGAUUGAGAGAGACCGACCGAUGCCGAUGAGCCAACAAAUAGAUUUAUAUUCAUCAGUGUAUGAAUAUGUAGUAGAAGAGCUGGGAUCCGAUGCGGCACAAGCACACUUUUCCAAAUCCCUGUUGGUGAUUGUGGUUGGAAGCAACGACCUGUUCAGUUAUUAUAUGACUGAUGCGCACAAUGAUACCACCCCACAGGAAUAUGUGGACUUGAUGGCCUCCACCUUUGAGUCGGAGCUUAAGCUUUUAUACAAGUAUGGAGCAAGAAAAUUUGUGGCGACUGCAGUUCCAUUAUUAGGGUGCACUCCAUCACAGAGGAUGAGCAUCCCAGGGGAAGAAUGCAAAGAUGAAAUGAAUUACUGGGCUGGAAAGUACAAUAUUGCCCUUCGGUUAUUGUUACAGAGAUUGGAAGUGGACCUCCCUGGCUUUUCCUACUCCUAUGCUGACAUAUAUGCCAUCACCUCUGAUAUUAUGCAAACUCCAUCUUCUUAUGGAUUCACAGAAAUUAAAGCAGCCUGUUGUGGGCUUGGGCCGUUGAACGCUCUAAUUCCCUGCAUACCGUUGGCGUCUCUUUGCCCAAAUCGAAAUGACCACCUCUUUUGGGACCCAUUCCAUCCCACCCAAAAAGUCAAUCACAUCGUUGUUGAUUACAUAUUUAAUGGAUCUAAUUUCACGUACCCGAUCAAUAUCAAGGAGCUCAUUGAUAAACCCACAAAAAGUAUUGGGUAUCAAUAUUACUAGCGUUCUAAACAAAGUAGAAGCUAAAUAAGUGUACCAAUCAUGUAAUCAUCUCUUGUCAAUGAAGAAGAACAUGUA
Messenger RNA from Momordica charantia (bitter melon), 1240 nucleotides. RefSeq names its product GDSL esterase/lipase At5g55050-like. The record is from RefSeq and is a predicted model, not a curated record. NCBI's taxonomy places the organism in Eukaryota, Viridiplantae, Streptophyta, Magnoliopsida, Cucurbitales, Cucurbitaceae. Gene Ontology annotation, molecular function: hydrolase activity, acting on ester bonds.